Messenger RNA from Perkinsus marinus ATCC 50983, 1240 nucleotides. RefSeq names its product tat-binding protein, putative. The record is from RefSeq and is a predicted model, not a curated record. NCBI's taxonomy places the organism in Eukaryota, Perkinsozoa, Perkinsida, Perkinsidae. The coding region runs from base 1 to 1227 and encodes 408 amino acids. Gene Ontology annotation, biological process: proteasome-mediated ubiquitin-dependent protein catabolic process. Gene Ontology annotation, molecular function: proteasome-activating activity; ATP hydrolysis activity; ATP binding. The transcript is spliced from 15 exons. Gene Ontology annotation, cellular component: proteasome regulatory particle, base subcomplex.
AUGGCUUCGGCAACUGUGCAGGACAUCACAAUGAACGACCUCUCUGAAGGUUCUUCAUCGAGAGUAAAAAGUUAUAUGGCGAGUAAAGUGGAGGCCUUGGAGGCGAUAAUAAGAGAAAAACAACAGAACGUUAAUCGUCUCGAGGCUCAGAGGAAUGAGUUGAACAGCAGUGUACGACAGUUGAGGGAGGAACUACAGUUGUUGUUGGAACCGUGCAGCUCUGUGGGUGAAGUUGUGAAGCCGAUGGGAAAGAAUCGCGUGUUGGUGAAGAGUGGUAGCGAAGGAAAGUAUGUUGUUGACGUGGACCCGAGCAUCGACAUCACUAAGUGCACUCCUACGACGAGGGUUGCCCUCAGAAGCGACACAUAUACUCUACAUAAGCUGCUUCCCUCGAAGGUCGAUCCUCUGGUAUCUCUGAUGAAGGUGGAGAAGGUCCCGGAUAGCACCUACGAGAUGGUUGGCGGCCUCGACAAGCAGAUUAAAGAAGUUAAAGAAGUUAUCGAGUUGCCGAUCAAGCAUCCUGAAAUCUUCGAGAGUUUGGGUAUUGCUCAACCCAAGGGUGUACUGCUAUACGGUCCACCAGGAACGGGAAAAACCCUGCUAGCUCGUGCUGUGGCGCAUCAUACGGACUGCACUUUCAUCAGAGUUUCGGGAAGCGAGUUGGUCCAGAAGUAUAUUGGUGAAGGAUCACGAAUGGUUCGCGAGUUAUUCGUUAUGGCUCGAGAGCACGCACCGUCUAUCAUCUUCAUGGAUGAGAUCGAUUCCAUUGGAGGGCAGCGUGUCGAGGGAGAGAGCGGUGGUGACUCGGAGGUGCAGCGAACAAUGCUGGAGCUACUGAACCAGCUGGAUGGUUUCGAAGCAUCUACUAAUAUCAAGGUCAUCAUGUGUACCAACAGAAUUGAUAUUCUGGAUGACGCUCUACUCCGUCCUGGUAGAAUUGAUAGGAAGAUCGAGUUCCCCAACCCGAAUGAGGACGCUCGGGUUGAGAUUCUGAAGAUUCACUCGAGGAAGAUGAACCUUAUGCGUGGCAUCAAUCUGCGCAAAAUUGCCGCUCAGAUGAACGGAGCCUCGGGAGCUGAAUCGAAGGCCGUAUGCACGGAAGCUGGUAUGUUCGCUUUGAGGGAGAGGAGACAGCAUGUUACACAAGAAGAUUUCGAAAUGGCAGUUGCCAAGGUUAUGCACAAGGACGCGGACAAGAACAUGAGUCUGAAGCAGCUGUUCAAGUAAAGGAGGAAAGCAG